GGGCUCUCUGGCCUUCUAGUCCCUGCCGACUUCAGCUGGCCAAUGUUGCCCGCGUGCGCACUGCUGCUUCCGGGCAUGGAAUUUCUUGACUGCCAACCCUUCCCUCUCUUCUCUCCUUUCUUUCCCUCCAUCCGCCGCCUCCAUUCGCUUCCUGCCACCUCUCACUCUGUUUCUUCAUGGAAGGCCAACAUGAGCGACGAGCUGGUGGGUCUUUCGAGGUGAUGGACUGCCUGUUUGCAUAACGCGACGCUUGUUCCCCUCUUUUCCUUCUGCUUCCAACGCAAUCCAAUCGAAUCCAAUCCGACAGAAGCCAGACUCUAGCCGACCGACACACUUCCCUACUUCAUCAACCGGCCUACCCCUAGGCGCCUCUCUGUCUAUCGAUCCGUCUCACCUGGAGAUUCGGCCGCAUUACAGCGGCUGCUUGGUAGCUGCUGUGCUCAUCAAAUCCAGAGACUGCAGACGACGGGUCGCGUCUCAGGUCAAUCACCAUCAAACGCUGGGCUGUCUCUUGUCGGACGUCCACAUCACUUGCAUUCUGAACGGUCGGAGCGCCAGAGCCCGACUUGUGGGCUUUCCUCAAAUAGACACGAUGCCGAUCGGCGAUCUGCUUGCUUCGAUAACCGGCGAGAAGCCGAAGUCCGCGCCCGCCCCAGCCAAAACUAGCUUGCCUCUGAAGCGAAAGGCUGAAGACGAUGAUGCUAGGAAUCGCGUACAAAAGCUGCAACGCACCACGUCUGGCGCAGAUGGUCGUUCACUUCCCGCCCCCCUAAAGGGCGAUGUGACAGCUCCGUCUUCUGCGAAACAUUCUACCAGACCAACAUCUGAUUCGGCUAGAUUGAACUUGGGCAAUGGGACGACAAGACCGGUGGCAUCCCAGCCACUCCGAUCUCGACUGGCACCAUCUACGGGACCGAGAGUAAGCUCUCAGCAGACCCCCGACAGUGUUGCCACGGUUAAGUCGGCUCCCAAAAAGGGAUCAUUCGCCGAGAUCAUGGCCCGCGCGGUGAAGGCACAACAAAGUAUGGGCCAGGUGGGCAAGAUCCAACACAAGCCACUCGACAAAGUACCACCGAAACGGGGUGACCGCCCCGACAGCAAAGCGGAUGGCUCACGCGACCCCAGGCGCAAGAGCAAGGGUCAAACCGCGCUCAGUGCACAUAGCCAGCGAGGUGGCAUGAAUGGCUCUGCUGCUAAGAAUGGUGAUCGAAACACGGACAGGAGGCGUAGCCCUGGGCCUCCGGCAUCCAGGACUGGAGCCAGUGACAAGAAGGAGGCUGCCCCAGCUGUGGAAGUCAAGAAGGUCAAGAAGGCCGCCGUCGCCACAACGGGCUAUCAAGGUACCGCAAGGCCGCCUCCCGGCGCAUCAUCCAAGCGAGGAACCGGGGCUACUGUACCGGCCAGUGGGAGCGCCAGACACAGUGCUGAUCAACGCCGACAUGUUCCCUUCGGCGGAGCGAGAAGCCGCAGUCGCCGCCACGAUGAAUAUGAGGAAAUGGAUGACUUCAUCGACGACGAUGAGGACGAUCCCGAGGAGCCAGGAUACCGGUCAAACCAAUAUAGAUACGCUUCGGAGGAAGAUGAGUCAGACAUGGAGGCGGGUCUAUCUGACAUCGACGAGGAGGAGCGCGAGGCCGAAAUUCUUGGCCGUCGCGAGGAUCGCGAGCAGGAAGCACUGGAGCAGAAGCUCAAGCGAGAGAAGGAGGAGCGGAAACGCCGUUUUAUGCAAGCCGCCGCCGCAAAGCGGCGGUGAGCCGAGUCGUUAUGCAAUCCGACCAUUCCUUUCAGGCUCAUACAGGACCAGGUUCAGCCACAGUCGUCCGUUGGUCCAGUCUUUCCCUCCACCUGCAUCCACAUGGUCACCGUGACCUUUGGCCGUCCAGAUCCUAAUUUCAUUUUGCUUUACAUCGGUUCCUCUGGUUUAAUAGCGUUGGCCUUUCGCCACAGGCCUAAGGUCCUACUUUCAUCAUGACUGAGGCUUUGCUGUUGACUGUCGCCAUUCACGCGAUCACUUGCUACGUUUGGUCUACUUGCGAUAUAUUUUUCGGGGAGUUGAUUGGUAGCAUAAGCGAUUGGUGUUGCACAUGGUUUUACACCCUGUGGCCGCUUCAAAAUCAACAUGUUUUAAUCUCCUCAAUUUUUUGUUCAUGGUGUUAGCCCACUGAGAAAAUGAACUAUAUGGCCCAAGGUCACGUCUUUCAGUGUAAAUAGCAUAUAGUACGAGAUACAUGGGCGCCCCAAGGGCAUCUCGGAUUUCUUAGAACUUGCCAGAUGAUUCGCAUGUGGCAAACUGAAUCUGUCGUGUGGAAAAACCAACACCGUCGUGAUAACUAGACAACCCGAGAAGGCACCAGAAAUACUUUGGCCAAUCAUUUCCUUAAAACGACUGGCUUUCUGCGGCGGG
Messenger RNA from Gaeumannomyces tritici R3-111a-1, 2404 nucleotides. RefSeq lists its product as hypothetical. Lineage: Eukaryota; Fungi; Ascomycota; Sordariomycetes; Magnaporthales; Magnaporthaceae. The coding region runs from base 593 to 1753 and encodes 386 amino acids. The record is from RefSeq and is a predicted model, not a curated record. The transcript has 2 exons.